Molecule: messenger RNA, 2118 nt
Organism: Actinia tenebrosa (Australian red waratah sea anemone)
Lineage: Eukaryota; Metazoa; Cnidaria; Anthozoa; Actiniaria; Actiniidae
Product: conserved oligomeric Golgi complex subunit 6
Biological process (GO): intra-Golgi vesicle-mediated transport
Cellular component (GO): COG complex
Source: RefSeq, a predicted model, not a curated record
AUUAUGAAGAACACAUGAAGUAUGUACCUGAGAUAGUCCACGUAGAACAAGAUGGCGGAAACAGAGUCUUCUGUCCAACAAAGCAAUCCUCUCUCCAGAAAACUGAAUAAAAUCCUAGAAACAAGACUCGAUAAUGACAAGGAUAUUGUUGAAGCUCUUCGAGCCUUGUCUACUUUCUUCAGUGAUAAUAGUCUACGAUCGAGACGAAAUCUCCGAGGAGAYAUUGAAAAGAGAAGCUUAUUGAUAAGUGAACAGUUUGAAAGUACAUUCACAACGGUAAAAGAGCAACUAGAUGCAGUACAUGCAGAGAUUACAGAAAUGAAUAACUGCUGCCAAGAAAUGACAAGUAGACUUAAGUCUGCCAGAGACCAGACAUCAGACUUGAUCAGUAGUACUACAAAACUGCAAGCUGAAAGUAAUCGAAUUCAAAUGCAAGAAAAAGUGGCUGAGGCUUUUCUAUCAAAAUUCCAACUCCAUGCAGAAGAAGCAAAGCUCUUAAGAGGUCCACGAAAUGUCCCGGUUACAGAGGGUUUCUUUGUUGCCCUGGCUAGAGUAAAAGAAAUCCACAGUGAUUGUAAAGUUCUUCUGCGGACAAAGCAACAGAUAGCAGGGCUUGAGAUCAUGGAGACAAUGGCAAUGCAUUUGGAAGCUGGUUAUGAAAAACUUUAUCGCUGGACUCAAGAUGAGUGUAGAAGCCUGACUGGAGACCUGCCUGAAAUAUCUUCCACCUUGAGCAAAGCAAUGGAGUUGCUAAAGGACAGGCCUGUGCUAUUCAAGUACUGCUUGGAUGAGUAUGGGACAGCAAGAAGAACAGCAGUUGUACGCUGCUUUGUUGAUGCUCUUACUAGGGGAGGACCUGGUGGCACCCCCAGACCAAUCGAACUCCAUUCUCAUGAUCCAGUCAGGUAUGUUGGUGACAUGCUUGCCUGGCUGCAUCAAGCAAUUGCAUCAGAGAAAGAGCUUCUCCACUCCUUACUGGACAAGUCUUCUGGUGGAAGGAAAGCUUCUCAUCCAAAGCUAACAGAGGAAGAAACAAAUGAAAAGGCUGUUCUAAGUCACAUCACAGAGGGGGUCUGUAGACCAUUCAAGGUUCGUGUAGAACAAGUUAUCGUGUCAGAACCAGGAGCCGUAACCCUAUUCAGUCUCACUAAUAUUCUAAAGUUUUAUGGCRUGACAAUAAGUGGUAUAUUAGGAGAAGAAGCUGCUGUUUUAACAACUGUGCAAGAGAUGACAGAAUUGGCAACCAAAAUGUUUUUUAACAGUCUCAGCUGCCAUGCCGGCAAAUUGUUAGAAAAGGUUGAGUUACCUCCCCCUGAUCUUGGCCCAACUGAAUCAUUGAAAGAAACACUUGGCUUGUUACAAGCUGUCUUGACAUCCCAYGAUGCAUCUGUCAUCCCUUUAGAUGCUAGGCAAACAGACUAUGGCAGGAUCAUAUCAUGUUUAGUGGAUCCAGCCUUACAGAUGAGUGUCAUGUCUGCCAGUCACCUCAAUGCUGCAGAYAUGGCUGCCUACAUGAUCAACUGCAUUCAUCAAAUACAUUCAGCUCUUGCGGUCUAUGAAUUCACCGACAAGCACCUGGAAAUGCUUGCUGCUCAGAUGGAUGCACACAUUGAUACGCUUAUCAGUGAGCAGGCCUCGUUCAUCUUGUCACGCAGCGGACUUGGGAAUGUAUACACCGUAUAUCAAGAAAACAAGAAUCAAAAGGUGCCUUUGUCUUCUGUCCAUGGUUUGGAUCCGCAGACUGCGAAAGCCGCCAUGGCAAAGUUUGACAAGUACCUAUCAUCACCCGAUAGUCUGCGCAUGCCUCAGUGUGAGCUUCUGCGUACCACCAGAUUAAGGGACACUAUACACAAACGAGCUGUAGAUGCCGUGUGUGAUGCCUACAAGCAACUGUAUAAUAUGAUAACAGAUCCAAUAAACAACUACACUGAUCCUACGACCAUCGUAGCGCGAACAGUACAACAAGUAACCAAUUUACUGACAUAAGAUGUAAUUUUAUAAGAUAAAAUGAUAAAGAAUAGAAUAUUCCAUCAAAUAUUGUACACGGCUAAGAACAGUGAACCAUGUAAGCAAAAUAUAAUGCACAAUGAAAAUAAACCUUCAUAACUCAAGCAAAAA